AUCGCCGCGGAGAUCGUCGGCGCGGUCCUGAAGUUCCCGCCGCUGUGGGAGGCCGCGAGCAAGGGCGCGAAGGAGAAGAUGAUCAAGCGCGCGGGCGACCUCGGCGUUGACUGGCAGCGCGAGGUCGAGUCGCUCCGAUGCGCGACGGACUGGGAGAAAGCGCUCGCGGACGCGACGGACGACGCCGUCCUCGCGAGCACGCCGGCGUACUACAAGACGUCCUUCCACGCGUACCCGGAAGGCAACCUGGGCUGGGCCCCCGCGCACGAGGUCGAGGUCGCCGCGGUCGCGGUGCACGCGGUGACGUUCUCGGACGACGGGAAGACGCUCGACGCGAACGGCGACGAGAUGCUCCGACGCGGGUACCACGAUGCGCAGGCGUUAGGGAUGAACGCGAUCGGCGGGCCGGACGUUCGCGCGAAUAGUAUUCGCACGAUCGUCGACGUCGGGUGCUCGUCCGGGCUGAGCACGCGGGAGCUGGUGCGCGCGUUCCCGGACGCGACGCGCGUGGUCGGGAUCGAUCUGUCGCCGCAUUUCAUCGCCGUCGCGCGUCACGCGCUUGCGACGCGACGCGACGGCGACCCCCCGGGGUGGGGGGUUUCGUUCGCGCACGCCGCGGGGGAGCGGCUGCCGUUCGAGGACGGCUCCGUCGACCUCGUGAGCUCGUGCCUCGUGUUCCACGAGCUCCCGUCCGACGCGGCGGCGGCGGUGAUCGCCGACGCGUUCAGGGCGCUGCGACCGGGCGGGUACUUCACGAUGAUGGACAUGGACCCGACCGCGCCCGCGUUCGAGCGGAUCGCGAACAACGUCUUCGCGUUCACGGCGUUUAAAAGCACGGAGCCGUACUUGGAGCAGUACGCGAGUUUGGACGUGCAGGACGUCGUUCGAGCCGCCGGGUUCGAGGCGCGCGUGGAGACGCUGCCGAGUUCGCCGCGGCACCGGACGAUCGUCGCGCGG
Micromonas pusilla CCMP1545 is the source of this 957-nucleotide messenger RNA. RefSeq lists its product as uncharacterized. The transcript is spliced from 2 exons. Gene Ontology annotation, molecular function: S-adenosylmethionine-dependent methyltransferase activity. NCBI's taxonomy places the organism in Eukaryota, Viridiplantae, Chlorophyta, Mamiellophyceae, Mamiellales, Mamiellaceae. The annotation marks the transcript as partial. The record is from RefSeq and is a predicted model, not a curated record.